CGUGGAUUCGGACACACCCGUUGAUUACGCAAAACAUGUCCAGACGUUAAACAUGGCGGACUUUUCGGAGAGGACGCUCCAAGUCGCUGUGGUUGUUUCUUUUGCGGUUGGCUUUUUGUCGGGCUGGCAGGCGAACCGGAUGAGGAGGAAGUUUCUAGACUGGAGGAAGAAACGGCUCCAAGAUAAACUAUCAGAGACGCAGAAGAAGCUGGACCUAGCAUAGCUAAUGGUGGUCUGUCUGCUGUGUGGAGCUGAAGUGAAACUGAAAUCUCGGAUGUCCCACUGUCCCGUCCUGUCCUGUCUGGUGUCCGCCACCCAUAAGGAGUUUUCUGUCUCUUCCCAAGAUCCAGGAAGUCUUGCAGAAUAGAAGCGUUUUUUCUGUUCACACAUAAAUAUCAUUGGGGAAAGUUUAACUUUAUUUUCAGUGGUUUUUAUUUUGGUGUUUUUCAUACCUGAACAAAUAAAUAAUUGUAUUUUC
Molecule: messenger RNA, 478 nt
Organism: Nothobranchius furzeri (turquoise killifish)
Lineage: Eukaryota; Metazoa; Chordata; Actinopteri; Cyprinodontiformes; Nothobranchiidae
Gene: lnc.lemp
Product: mitoregulin
Biological process (GO): positive regulation of mitochondrial membrane potential
Cellular component (GO): mitochondrial inner membrane
Source: RefSeq, a predicted model, not a curated record